Drosophila serrata is the source of this 339-nucleotide messenger RNA. RefSeq names its product sterile alpha motif domain-containing protein aveugle (gene ave). Gene Ontology annotation, biological process: cell surface receptor protein tyrosine kinase signaling pathway. Lineage: Eukaryota; Metazoa; Arthropoda; Insecta; Diptera; Drosophilidae. The record is from RefSeq and is a predicted model, not a curated record. Gene Ontology annotation, molecular function: protein binding. Gene Ontology annotation, cellular component: cytoplasmic side of plasma membrane.
AUGGGCGAAGAAACAAGCAAUUCCACGCAAAAUAAAACACGGACAAAGACCACGCGACCUAAGGCGGUUUACCUGUGGACAGUGAGCGAUGUGCAAAAGUGGUACCGCCGCCACUGCGGCGAAUACACCCAGUACGAGCAGCUCUUGCCCAGCACGACAUUACGGGAAGAGCUGCUACGCAUCACAGAUUCCUCACUGCAGCGAAUGGGCGUGUCGGAUAACCGGGAUCGAGAAGCCAUUUGGAGAGAGAUUGUUAAGCAACGACUCAAAACGGACAUCAUGGAAAUCCGCGAUAUGGAGACUCAACAUACAUUCGUAAUUAUUGAUCUACAGGCUUAA